CUAUCGAUUGCUUAUGUGUUCUGCUCGGCAAUGCCUAAAUUAACCGUCGAACGGCCGCGGUCUCGAAAAAGAAGGCGAGUGGACGUGUUGCCGCGCGGUUUCCUGUCGCGCAUCUUCGUCGAAGUAUCGGCUGUAUGAGGGCUUUUCCCGAAAUAAGUCACCGACGCGUGUUUUAUUUCCGUGACGGUCGUCGAAAGCGCGCGAGCCAACAACCGAGAAGCGUUGUUUCACCGGGGGCUCGCUGCGAGCAACCCGAUUCCACCGUCGUCGGCGGCAAAAUGUGUUAAAAGAGAGAAGACCACGUGUGUGACAAUGUGUGCUCAUCGUCCGCUCGCCUGUUCCAGGGUUAAACAUAGCUACUUGGCUACGCAGCGAUACCGAUAGGGUUUUCCCGAACGGGAAUAAUACGUCAGUCCCGAUCCUCCAGUGUCAAUUUACAGACACGAUGUGUAAUGUAUCAAGCCGAUAGGUUUCGGGAGAAUCCGGCGUGGAGAAGAGCCGACAGCUUUGUGUGCAUGCUCCCCCGCUGAUAAGGCUUACGAAGUAUCUCUCGAACGGUGCUCUCCGAUGCGCGCGGCCCGUAGUAGACGUGUAAUUUAUACAAGGGUGCCAUCCCAUGCAAGAAUUAGUGGUCGGAAUGAUUUUCGCCGCGAUUUUUGUAACGCUCCGGACUUAUCCUGCUCGACAUGCGCAAUAAUGCGCGCUUGAAUUGGCUGUUGAUCGUUGUUGUAGCUGGUAUAAAUGCGUUCCCGAUUUCCCGGGGACGCGAAACAACAGGAAAAGACGGAUAUCGGUGAUGUGUGUUUUGUGUGUGUGUGUGUGUGUGUGUGGGUAUGUGUGAAAGAAAAAGAGAGAAGGAGAGGGAGAGAAAAUCACGCUGUCAAAGGAUGUAUUAUCGGCUAUUUCGCCGCCUUACUGGCUGUCGCCCGUGCCGGGAUCAUUGGCCCGGGUGCAGCUGCAGUAGCCGUCGCGCAACAACCAGCUGCAACGGUUAUCAGAACCGAAAACUACGACUCACAUCCUCGGUAUAGUUUCGGUUAUAGCGUGGCGGAUGGUCUCACUGGCGACAACAAGGCGCAGGAGGAGAUUCGCAACGGGGAUGUUGUCCAGGGAAGUUACAGCUUAAUCGAGCCCGACGGCGGCCGUCGCGUCGUCUCCUACGCGGCCGAUCCCAUCAACGGUUUUAACGCGGUCGUACAGCGGGAUCCUGGCGUCACGGUUAAGACCGCCGCCGCCGUCGCAGCUGCACCGCUCGCCGCUGCAGCGGUGCGACCCGCCGUCGUAGCGCCGUCCGUGAUCGCCGCAGCUGCGCCGGCCGCUGUUGCAGUUCGCCCGCAGGCGACUGUCUUGGGUGUUCCCCUGGUGAGGCAGCCGUUCGUCUCGGGAUCUACUUUGGCUGCUACAAACGUCGUCGCCGGGAAUUCGGGACUAGUGGGUCUGGGAGUGGGCCUGGGACUUAGAUCGGGAUCUAUCUACGGUACGCAGGCUGUCGUCGCGGACAGUUACGGUAGCGGCAGCGUCGUAAAGAUUCAUUAGACAACAGCGUACAGUCCGACCUUGAUUCACGUUACUCGGCUUUCCCUCAUAGCGCAAUCGGAAACACUCCGUCCGCCCUAGUGCGUCGCGAUCUCCUUACGCGCGCGCAUAUCUCGCCACCACUUACCGUCGCAUUACAAAUUAUACGUCUAAUGGUAUCCACUGAAGCAUCUAGGUCACUCGUAAGUUAUUUACAUCCUGAACUGUAAUCGUACCACGAGCGUAGCUUACAAAAUAAAGAGCUGAGUAUCUCGGAAACGAUUA
Molecule: messenger RNA, 1800 nt
Organism: Dinoponera quadriceps
Lineage: Eukaryota; Metazoa; Arthropoda; Insecta; Hymenoptera; Formicidae
Product: larval cuticle protein A2B-like
Exons: 4
Coding region: 742-1536 (264 amino acids)
Cellular component (GO): extracellular matrix
Source: RefSeq, a predicted model, not a curated record